CCAACCAGAGCCUGAGGGCGGAGCGCGGCCUCCCCCUGCCCAGAGGCGCCGGCUCCACCCCUCUGCCCGGCAAUUGGUGAAUUGGCAGCUCCGGGGGCGGAGAUGAGCGGUGUCCCUCCACCUCCUCCAAUGGAAAUGAGGCAGAGGCGGGCCCAGGGGCGAGAGGACCAUGGCGUGGACACAGCUGAAAAGGCGGGCCCAGGAUGCCUUGAUCAUCCUGGGGGGUGGAGGACUGCUCUUCGCCUCUUACCUGACGGCCACGGGGGAUGAGCAUUUCUACGCUGAACACUUGAUGCCGACUCUGCAGGGGCUGCUGGACCCCGAGUCAGCCCACAGGCUGGCUGUUCGUGUCACAGCCCUGGGGCUCCUUCCUCGUGUCACAUUUCAAGACUCCGACAUGCUGGAAGUGCGAGUCCUGGGCCAUAAAUUCCGAAAUCCAGUAGGAAUUGCCGCAGGAUUUGACAAGCAUGGGGAGGCUGUGGACGGACUGUACAAGAUGGGCUUUGGUUUUGUUGAGAUAGGCAGCGUCACCCCAAAACCUCAGGAAGGAAACCCCAGGCCCCGAGUCUUCCGCCUCCCCGAGGACCAAGCUGUCAUUAACAGAUACGGAUUUAACAGUCACGGGUUCUCGGUGGUGGAACACAGGUUACGGGCCAGACAGCAGACGCAGGCCAGACUCACAGAAGGUGGGCUGCCACUGGGAAUAAACCUGGGGAAGAAUAAGACCUCGGUGGAUGCUGCCUCGGACUACGCAGAGGGGGUUCGAGUCCUGGGCCCCUUGGCUGACUACCUGGUAGUGAACGUGUCCAGUCCCAACACAGCAGGGCUGCGGAGCCUUCAGGGAAAGGAUGAGCUGCGCCACCUGCUGACCAAGGUGCUGCAGGAGAGGGAUGCCCUGAAGGGAGCGCACAAACCGGCCCUGCUGGUGAAGAUCGCACCCGACCUCACGGCCCAGGACAAGGAGGACAUCGCCAGUGUGGUGAGAGAGCUGGGCAUCGAUGGGUUGAUUGUGACGAACACCACAGUGAGUCGCCCUGCCAGCCUCCAGGGUGCCCUGCGCUCUGAAACAGGAGGGCUGAGUGGGAAGCCCCUCCGGGACUUAUCGACGCAAACCAUCCGGGAGAUGUACGCACUCACCCAAGGCAGAGUUCCCAUCAUCGGGGUUGGCGGUGUGAGCAGCGGGCAGGACGCACUGGACAAGAUCCAGGCGGGGGCCUGCCUGGUGCAGCUGUACACGGCCCUCACCUACUGGGGGCCGCCUGUGGUGGGCAGAGUCAAGCGGGAGCUGGAGGCCCUUUUGAAGGAGCAGGGUUUUCCCAGCGUCACAGACGCCAUUGGAGCAGACCAUCGGAGGUGAGGACACUGUCGGUGGGAAGCCCGGUCUAGACGCUUCUUCCCACUAAGUCAGGCGAACCUCUGUGGCUGGAUCGAGAGAGGGAGGACUGUCUCAAGCCACAUCCGCAAACCACAGGAGCCCCUUCUGUGAGGCCAGGCGGACCAUCAGAGCCACUUGCGAGGGUCCCAGAAUCAACACAAAACUUUCUGCAGUCACCUGCCAGGAGGAACUGCAGCCGGGACCUUUUCCAGACUCAAAUCCCAGGAUCCUUUCAUAUUGCAAGGACAUGAGAUAUUUGGGGACUGGAGGGCUCAUGGAAAAAAAUAAAGCAAUUUAAAACCUGGA
Molecule: messenger RNA, 1681 nt
Organism: Myotis lucifugus (little brown bat)
Lineage: Eukaryota; Metazoa; Chordata; Mammalia; Chiroptera; Vespertilionidae
Gene: DHODH
Product: dihydroorotate dehydrogenase (quinone)
Exons: 9
Coding region: 170-1357 (395 amino acids)
Biological process (GO): 'de novo' pyrimidine nucleobase biosynthetic process; pyrimidine ribonucleotide biosynthetic process
Cellular component (GO): mitochondrial inner membrane; cytoplasm
Molecular function (GO): dihydroorotate dehydrogenase activity
Source: RefSeq, a predicted model, not a curated record